AUGGAGGCGGAGAAAGCAGGGGCAUCGCUGGACUAGCUGAUCGCCGGGUUCAACAGUCGGAUCUCGGAGCUCCAAGAGCUCGUUAUUGCGCGAAACAUGUACCCGGCCAGCACCGUCUCCGAUUUGUCGGCCGUCGAUGCCGCCGUGAAGGCCAUGGAGCUUCAGGUCCAGGCCAUCAAGGACCGGGUUCGCGACGAAACCCUUGCCAUACCCAAAGCAAAAAAACUGAUCGAUGAAUCGCUGAAGCAGCGAAGGAAAUUGAAGGAUAUGUCAAUUUAUGCCCCCAAUCAUGUUCCUGAAAGAAUGUCGAUGUUGAAUUUGGAUACAAAUAGAUGUUUAUUUCCAGAAAGCUCUCAGCAAAACACUGGUUCUGGGACCUUCAAGCUUGAGGAGGAUCCUGCACCACCACCACCACCCAAGGAGAAAAAGGAUCGUUCCAUGCCACCAUUGUGGUUUGUAAGUGCUGAAGAGCUGGAUUCCUUGUCAUCAUACAUGAGAGGAAGGCUUACACUAGAGAAGGUCAAUGCAGCUAUUAGUGACAUGGCAACAUAUGCUGAAGCAAAUUAUCAGCUCAUAGCUGCUCCAAAGAAGAAUGUGGCAGGGGAUCGAUGGGAAAAAACCUUGGAAAUAAGAGAUAUAGCAAUGCAUGAAGCAGUAAAGGGAAAACACUUCUUUCUUGAAACUGACAUGAAGGGACCAUCCUUGAAGCUUGACAACACUAGAAAAGCAAUACUAACUGUCCUUCGUCACCUUGGUCGUGUAAGUGAGACACGGAUUGGUCAUCGGGUGAUCAUUCUUUUGAAGCCUCACUGAUAGGGCUUGCUUUCUGGACAAAUGUAUGCAUUGUUUUUAAUCCUUUUCUGUUUCGGAUAAAACUUGUGUUUUUCCUCGCUUGCAAAUGUUGUAAGUUGUAGAAGUUGAAAACUGUUUUGGAAAAUCACGAACUUUGUUCAGAACUUAUUGAUCCUGUGUUUUAUUUUAUUUAUAGUUUCAUUAUAUUAUAUAGAAGUUGAAAACUGGUUUGGAAAGUUAUGAAA
Messenger RNA from Rosa chinensis, 1037 nucleotides. Its product is annotated as spindle and kinetochore-associated protein 1 homolog. Gene Ontology annotation, molecular function: microtubule binding. The record is from RefSeq and is a predicted model, not a curated record. NCBI's taxonomy places the organism in Eukaryota, Viridiplantae, Streptophyta, Magnoliopsida, Rosales, Rosaceae. Gene Ontology annotation, cellular component: outer kinetochore; spindle microtubule; mitotic spindle. The transcript has 9 exons. Gene Ontology annotation, biological process: mitotic cell cycle; regulation of microtubule polymerization or depolymerization; cell division.